AUGUCAUUCUUUAACAAGAUUAUGGAUAGAGCCAAAAACACCAAAGACCAUCAAGGAAAAGAGGACGAGCAACCUCACCACGGUCUACAAACGCCACAUUCGUCUACUUCAUCGUCUGUUCAACAACAGAAAGUUCAAGAGGAGUCCAACCAUUAUGCAACGGGUUAUGUCACACCGAGACAAUCACAAGAUUUACAUCAAAACAUGGAUAUCGAUACACCAGACCAAAUGGCUCAACAACAGAAUGCACAAAAAAACAGAUAUCAACAAUAUGAUACAGCCAUUCUAGAUCAGCGAAAGAAUCGGCCCAAACUUAAACUAGAUGACUUUCACCUUUUACGUACAUUAGGCACAGGUUCUUUUGGUCGAGUUCAUUUAUCACAGUCCAGACACAAUGGUAGAUAUUAUGCUAUCAAGGUUCUUAAAAAAACAGAAGUAGUUCGACUAAAGCAAGUCGAGCACACGAACAAUGAAAAGCACAUUUUGGAAUCUGUUGCUCAUCCAUUUCUUGUCAACUUGUGGGGUACAUUUCAAGAUGAUUCCAAUCUCUAUAUGGUUAUGGAUUAUGUGCCUGGAGGUGAAUUGUUUAGUGUCUUGAGAAAAAGCAAGCGUUUUCCUGAUCACGUGGCUAAAUUUUAUGCGGCCGAAGUGACAUUGGCCAUUGAAUAUCUUCAUAAAAAAGAUAUUGUGUAUCGUGAUUUGAAACCUGAGAACUUAUUGUUGGACAUGAAUGGUCAUAUCAAAAUUACAGAUUUUGGUUUUGCAAAGCUUGUUCCUGAUGUCACUUGGACAUUGUGUGGCACACCUGAUUAUCUCGCACCCGAAGUAAUUCAAUCAAAAGGAUAUAGCAAAGCAGUAGAUUGGUGGAGCUUAGGCGUCUUGAUAUUUGAAAUGUUGGCUGGUUACCCACCUUUUUAUGAUGAUGAUCACUUGAAGUUGUAUGAGAAAAUCUUGCAGGGCAAGGUUCGCUGGCCAGCUUAUUUUGAUCCUCAGGCUAAAGAUUUACUCAAGAAUCUAUUAACAUCUGAUCUAUCUCGUCGCUAUGGUAAUCUUAAAAAUGGAGCAGAUGAUAUCAAACAUCAUGGUUGGUUCCAAGGUGUGGAUUUUGACCGUGUUGCCAAUAGACAAAUUCGAGCACCUUAUAUUCCUCAGAUAAGAGGUGAUGGUGACGCUAGUCAUUUUGAUAGAUAUCCCGAAACAAAUGAACAAUAUGGCCUCCCGGCAGACGAUCCUUAUGGGGAUAAGUUUCCAGACUUUUAAAAAUAAAAAUAAAAAUAAAAAUGGGCAGUUUGAGACAAUAAUAAUUCACCGUCUCCAAGCUAAAAUAUA
Messenger RNA from Gilbertella persicaria, 1329 nucleotides. RefSeq names its product camp-dependent protein kinase 5. The transcript is spliced from 5 exons. Gene Ontology annotation, molecular function: ATP binding; cAMP-dependent protein kinase activity. Gene Ontology annotation, cellular component: cAMP-dependent protein kinase complex; nucleus. The coding region runs from base 1 to 1260 and encodes 419 amino acids. NCBI's taxonomy places the organism in Eukaryota, Fungi, Mucoromycota, Mucoromycetes, Mucorales, Choanephoraceae. Gene Ontology annotation, biological process: peptidyl-serine phosphorylation. The record is from RefSeq and is a predicted model, not a curated record.